Xylona heveae TC161 is the source of this 1414-nucleotide messenger RNA. RefSeq lists its product as hypothetical. The record is from RefSeq and is a predicted model, not a curated record. The transcript has 2 exons. Lineage: Eukaryota; Fungi; Ascomycota; Xylonomycetes; Xylonales; Xylonaceae. Bases 109 to 1128 code for a protein of 339 amino acids.
CAGGACAACAACCAGUCUUGAUCAAACAAGCCAGCAUGAAUCUCAAAGUGCUGAGGACGCCGUCCCAAAGCCACGACUGGAGAUAGCGACCUAGUUCACUCUACCGGUAUGACGCAUAUAAACGGACUUUCCGACCAUGACGCUUCACCGCUCGUCUCGAGUACGAGCGAUGGGAAUUUUUCUACACAAGUCGAUCCAGUAGAUGAAAUGCAAAAUGGAGCGGAUGCCAAUGGCAGAGUGCCCUUGGUCUCAAGUCUUUCGGCCCCAACUCUUCGAUACUAUUCGGAUUCUUCGAGUACCAGUGGCUCCUCUCAUCUGCCGACCGUCUCAGAAGAUGGUCCAGUCUUCGGAGAUACGUCACCAUCAGCCGUUGCCUCUGGACGUGCAACAGCCGGCAAGUCAGGCAGAGUGAUUGAAAAGCUUAUGGCCGAUAAUGAUCGUCUCAAACGAGAAUUGAAUUUGGAGACAUCACGCCGCGAGGAGGAACAGCGCCGGGGCGAAGCUGUACGGAUGCGCGCCGAUCAAUUGCAAGAGAGUGUAAACACUAUGAAGGCUCUAGAGGAACGACAUCGGAUCUCCAUUUCGAGAAAAGAUCGCAAAAUCGAAGAAUUAAAGGCCGAUCUUACCGUCGAGAAGGCUCGUCGCCUGAAGGCGGAGCACGCCGCGGGUAUCAUGACGACCGAGCGAGAUGAUGCGAUUUCAUCCUCUAAAAGGGCGGUGCAACAAGAGCAAGAGAAGGCACGUUUCGCAGAAAGCCAAUAUAAUGUUCUCGCUACCAGCUGGAAGCAUUUGGAGGGCGAUUUCGAAGCAAAGAUUGAAAAACUCAGGUGGGAUGCUGCUCGUAUUGACCAUGAGGCAAAACGAGCCCGAGCGAAGAUGGAUCGUCUUGAGCGUGUUGUCGCGGAGCAGCGCAAGGUAUCGACUGGGUUGAUCAACGAGCGGCCGAAGAUUAUGAAAAAGGCCCAAGAAUACGGCGAGACCAACGAACUUUUUCUGCGUGAGCUCAAAGAACAAGCCAACCGCAAUGACGUGGCCAUGGAGCAAGUCCUCAAGGAGAGCGAGACCGUGUUUCAGCAGAUUGGUUUCAUUCGCAAUCUUUCUCUGAAGCCCAACGACGGCCAUCACUGAGCUUGCCACGCGAUGGAGAUUCUAUGCAGUGAGCGACUGAUGCCAUCGAUCUUCUCGGCCAUGAACUCUACGACCAGCGGGGCAAAUUUCUACGGCUUGCGUCGAGGAAAUUCGGCUUCAGACUGCCUGCGGAAUCUCUGCGGCAUUCAAGCCCCAUCUAGGAAUUUCAAGUUUUUGCAUAAUACGGCGUUCAGGAGGGCCAUUUGGCGGUGGACGGUCUUCUUUUUUCUCCCCUCUUUAAUGAUAAUCGAUGUCCUCACAUCCGUCUACAUUGACAUUACCCUCC